CAGGGAGGUGACACGGAGGAAGGCUGGAGCACACUGCCGGCUCCCCCACCACCGAGUCCUUUGCACCCCCUUGUCCUUCACAAGGCACGUGAGGCACUCCGUAUCCUUGCUCCCUUCUCCUUCCCCACCCGUUCUGUCCCCACCACCAGCCAAGCCUUGCCUCGCCGGCUCUCCGGGCCGGUGGCGGCAGACAUGCCGUGCCUGCUCCAGGGCUCGAAGCCGCGGCCGGCUGCGCAUCCCGGGGCCGCCCGCGGCACGCACAGCUCGGGAAAGGGCUACGAGCAGCUGAGGCAGGAGUGCCUGCGCACGGGCGUCCUCUUUGAGGACCCCGACUUCCCCGCCUGCAAUUCGUCUCUCUUCUUCAGUGAGAACCCACCCAUUCCCUUCGUCUGGAAGCGGCCUGGGGACAUUGUCAAGGACCCCAAGUUUAUCCUUGGAGGAGCCACCAGAACUGACAUUUGUCAAGGGGAUCUUGGUGACUGCUGGCUUUUAGCAGCCAUAGCUUCUCUCACACUGAAUGAAAAAACACUAGCACGAGUGGUGCCACUGGAUCAAAAUUUUGGGCCAGAUUAUGCUGGAAUAUUUCACUUCCAGUUUUGGCAGCACAACGAGUGGCUGGAUGUCGUGAUUGAUGACCGAUUGCCCACCUUCAAGGGCCGGCUGGUUUUCCUGCACUCAGCUGAACUGAAUGAAUUUUGGAGUGCCUUACUAGAGAAAGCCUAUGCCAAGUUGAAUGGCAGCUACGAGUCUCUGAAGGGUGGCAGUACAAUAGAGGCCAUGGAAGAUUUCACUGGGGGUAUAGGAGAAACGUAUGAUGUUAAGGAGGCUCCUGACAAUUUCUAUGAAAUCCUAGGAAAAGCCCUGAAAAGAUGCUCAAUGGUGGGCUGUUCUAUUGAUACCAGCAGUGCUGCCGAGUCAGAAGCCCGAACCCCGUUUGGCCUCGUGAAAGGCCAUGCGUACUCUGUGACUGGCAUUGAGGAGGUGAGCUAUAGGGGCCAGCAAGUGCAGCUCAUAAGGAUAAGGAACCCAUGGGGACAGGUGGAGUGGAACGGCCCUUGGAGUGACAACUCUGCAGAGUGGCGCUCAGUCAGCCCAUCGGAGCAGAGACGCCUGUCUCAGGCAGCACGGGAUGAUGGAGAGUUCUGGAUGAAGUUUGAAGACUUCAAAGUGCAUUUUGACAAAGUUGAGAUUUGCAACCUGACUCCAGAUGCCCUGGAAGACAGCACAGCCCACAAAUGGGAAGUGGCCGUCCACCAAGGAAGCUGGGUCCGGGGAGCUACCGCAGGAGGAUGUAGAAAUUUCCUAGAGACUUUCUGGACAAAUCCACAAAUCAAGCUGCAUUUGACAGAGCAGGACGAUGGACAAGAUGGCUGCACAUUCAUAGCAGCCCUGAUGCAAAAGGGUCGCCGUAAACUCAAGAAGCUUGGAGCUGAAAUGCUGACCAUUGGCUACUCUAUUUAUGAGAGCCCUGGCAGAGAUGGACACUUGGGCAAAGACUUCUUCAGGUACCACCCCUCCAAGGCCAGGAGCAAAACCUACAUAAAUCUAAGGGAAGUAUCCCACCGAUUCAAACUGCCACCAGGUGAUUACAUUCUUAUUCCAACCACCUUUGAGCCACACCAGGAGGCAGAUUUCUGCCUGAGGAUCUUCUCUGAGAAGAAGGCCAUCACUGAGGAUCUAGACGAAAACGUUGCCAUUGAUCUUCCCGAGCCUCUACAUCCAACCCCAAGCCCACAAGAAACUGAAGAAGAAAAGCAAUUCCGGGCACUGUUUGAGCAGAUUGCAGGAGAGGACAUGAAGAUAUCUGCAGAAGAGCUUGAAUAUGUUCUGAAUGCUGUAUUAAAAAAAACAAAGAAUAUAAAAUUCAAGAACUUAAGUCUCAUUUCAUGCCGAAAUAUCAUUUCUCUUAUGGGUACCAAUGGCUAUGGGAAGCUGGAAUUCAGUGAGUUCAAAGUUUUCUGGGAAAAACUGAAGAAAUGGAUAAAUAUCUUUCUUCAAUUUGACUUUGAUAAAUCUGGCUCCAUGUCCUCUUAUGAGCUUCGUGGUGCUCUUAAAGCUGCAGGAUACCAGCUCAACAAUUACCUGCUGCAACUGAUUGUCCUCCGAUACUCUGAUGAGCAGUUCCAGAUUGAAUUUGAUGAUUUUCUGAACUGCCUAAUACGCCUGGAGAAUGCGAGUCGAGUAUUCCAAGCACUGAGUGUGAAAAACAAGGAGUUCAUUAACCUGAAUAUAGGCGAGUUUAUCAGUCUGGGAAUGAACAUCUGAAGAAAUCUGAUUUGGAUGCCAGGAGUUUCUUGCAACUUUGCUGCCAAGACUUUUUUCCCAAGAGCUGAGGUCCCCUUCACAUGCAAACUUCACCAGGAGAUUUCCUGCAGAAACAUGCAUGCUACCCCCACUUUCUGUUCUCCAGCCCCGUGGAUGAAUUCAAGUGUCAGAUCGUGUGUUUUUGGUAAAGCCUGAUACUUCAUUUGGCACUGAGCAUUUGGAUGGGGCACAUAUGCCUCUCAAGCAGUCUGAAACUGUUGUUCCUGAGUGACCACAGGUUUUUAUUAAAUAGGAUUGUGUUUAGUUUCAGCAUAGCACAGGCUACAGUGAUUAAAAUACUUUUUUGCUGCUUGGCUACUGAUUACUGUAAGGUACUUUCGAAAAUACAAGGUUGCAUAAAACUUGUUCAGUUUGGAAUUUAUUUCUGGGCAUAAUGUGUGGCUACAUGACAAGUACCCCAUUGUAGCCACAUGAACUGCAGCCUGUGAACUGCGGACAAAGAAAGACUAGGGACUGCGUGGAUGAAAAUUCACUUCUUAACAGUUGUGGUCCCAGGUCCAGGGUUCCUUAGAGGGAUGGUUAAGCUAAGGUUUGACAUUCGUCACAGGUAUGCUUUCAGGAAGAAUUAUAGCAUCUCAUAUUUUCUUAGUCCUUCGUCUACUUCCAACAAAGUUCAUCUGCUUCACAUUUUGCUGUGUAGCCAGAGAGUGUCCCUCAGGCCCAUCUCUUCAGAGUUGCACACAGUUUGUCAUCGUCUUCAGAGAAACACAUGACCUCUGAGACAGUGAGCACUUGCAUGGGGCUAUUUUCCUCCAGGCACUCCGAGAUUGUGUCCCACAGCAGCCAUGCUCCAGAAGAACAACUAUAAUCAUUUCAGAUUAAUUAAAUGUACCCAUUGGGAAGGUCCUGAUCUCUGCAGAUGCUAUUUUGCAUCUGUGACUUACACAGUAUUACUCAUAUGAUGUGGGUAGCCAGUGCUGACUUAUAAAGUAACAGUAAUAGCAGCCAGGGACUUAAGAGGUCUUCAUAGGAUUUGUUUCCAUUAUAAUCUUCAUAACUUAUGUCUAUUUUAUAAUGAAUCAACUGGCUGGCUUUGUUUCCUAAAACCUUUCUCACAGUGUAACAGAUGGCCCUAGGCUAGCCUUGCAUUCCCUACUGUCUGGGAUCACUGACACAGACAGGGUUUUGUUUUCUCUAGAUUUAGACCUAAUGAACAAUUCAGGAAAGAAAAUCAAGCUGCAGUAAAGGUGAAGCUCAAACAAUGAAAAAACAUACAGAUCAUGGUGUUUAAAAUACCAACUGUCCUUUUUUCUAGCAGUUACAAACUUGUAACUAUGCAGAAAAUACUCUGGAGCUAGCUGGAAGCUAAGCAAAAGCUGAUGGUUGCAGUAUUUGAUUAACUGAGGUACUCAGCCCCAUGAGGUAUAUUGAUUUUCAGAUGUGCUGAUUGUAUGCUUUUUUACAGCACCAGAGACAGCUGUCUAAAUUUGUGAAAGUUUGGAUCAAAAUCUAGACUGUCCUAUGAGCAUUCAGCCACACACUUGAAACAAAAAAAAAAGCAAACGAAAUCACAGAUCCUUAACUGGUUCACUGUACAAACUUAGAUGUGGGUACAAGUUUGUUGUAAUAUACCAUUGUUCACUUGCCAUGCAGAAGAAAAGAGAUGUCUCAAUACCUGGCAUUACCAGUAUAGCUUUCCGUUGCUCUCCACAGAGCUGGUGUUGUCUUGAGAAAUCAGGAUUGCUGUACAAAAAUUAUGAAUAAAGGUGGGAGCAAUGAGGUACAGGCAAAAAUCUUGGCUUUAAAAACAAAAUUCAUGCAUUUAAGGAAAAAAUCCCUGAGGAGUUUUCUGCCCACUUGGAGCAGUUGCCUGCUGACUGUACCACAAGGAACUUGGGAGAUAACAUCAGAGUUCUUUAGGAAUCAGCCUCUUUCUUGGGCAGACAGCUCUGCAGAGAGCCCAGUCCCAGUCCCAGUCCUGCCUUGGGGCUUGCACGACACCCACAGCCACGGCAGAGGGCACAUAAAGGAGCUGAGCACAAGAGAA
Messenger RNA from Passer domesticus (house sparrow), 4312 nucleotides. It is a transcript of the gene CAPN9, whose product is annotated as calpain 9. Gene Ontology annotation, biological process: proteolysis. Gene Ontology annotation, cellular component: cytoplasm. Gene Ontology annotation, molecular function: calcium-dependent cysteine-type endopeptidase activity; calcium ion binding. The record is from RefSeq and is a predicted model, not a curated record. NCBI's taxonomy places the organism in Eukaryota, Metazoa, Chordata, Aves, Passeriformes, Passeridae. The transcript has 20 exons. The coding region runs from base 193 to 2265 and encodes 690 amino acids.